This is a messenger RNA of Nerophis lumbriciformis (worm pipefish), 6268 nucleotides long. RefSeq names its product ST6 (alpha-N-acetyl-neuraminyl-2,3-beta-galactosyl-1,3)-N-acetylgalactosaminide alpha-2,6-sialyltransferase 5a (gene st6galnac5a). Lineage: Eukaryota; Metazoa; Chordata; Actinopteri; Syngnathiformes; Syngnathidae. The record is from RefSeq and is a predicted model, not a curated record. Gene Ontology annotation, biological process: oligosaccharide metabolic process; ganglioside biosynthetic process. Gene Ontology annotation, molecular function: alpha-N-acetylgalactosaminide alpha-2,6-sialyltransferase activity.
ACCGAGGCUGACUGAGCGGGCGCUCCAGUCCAGUCUGCGGACCAAACCGAGCAGCAACGAAUCUCACGACUAACGAGUCGCAGCAGGACCCGAACCUGGACCAUGAGAGGAGGUGGAACCAGGCGCACCGAGCCGUCAUAACCAAAACUCGCAGAAAGAUGAAGACACCGCUGCGCCAUGGCGUGGCUGCGCUGCUCAUGGUGCUCCUCUGCGCCAGCCUCUUCCUGGUUUACAACGGCAGUUUCAACGGCGCCGCCAGGGACGCCAACGACACGCGGCGGCAAGAACAGCUGCCGCGGCCCGUCGUUUCCUCUGUCAGGCUGUCUGAGCCUCACCCACGCCCCCUGCAGGGCUACAGCAGCAUCAUGGACCAUAAGCCUCUCAGGAUGCACUGCCAGACGUGCGCACUGGUGACCAGCUCGGGUCACCUGAUCGGCGGCGGCCGGGGCGAGGAGAUCGACGGGGCCGAGUGCGUCAUCCGCAUGAACGACGCACCUGCCGCCGGGGACUUUGCUGCCGACGUCGGGCGCCGCACGUCGCUGCGCGUCAUCGCCCAUUCCAGCAUGCAGCGGGUCCUGAGGAGCCGCCACCAGCUGAUCAACGCCAGCCAGGACACGGUGUUCAUCUUCUGGGGGCCCAGCAACUACAUGAGGCGCGACGGAAAGGGUCUGGUCUACAACAACCUGAGGCUGAUGAGCCAGGUCCUGCCCAAGCUCAAAGUCUACAUCAUCUCCUGGCAGAAGAUGCUGCAGUUUGACGAGCUCUUUAAGAAGGAGACUGGCAAGGACAGGAGGAUAUCGAACUCGUGGCUGAGCACCGGCUGGUUCACGAUGACCAUUGCCCUGGAGCUGUGCGAUAGGAUCAAUGUCUACGGCAUGGUGGCGCCCGACUUCUGCAGCAGGGAGCCGGAGAACAACUCGGUGCCCUACCACUACUACGAGCCGCGAGGUCCUGACGAGUGCACCAUGUACAUAUCGCACGAGCGCGGGCGGCGAGGCAGCCACCACCGCUUCAUCACAGAGAAGCGGGUCUUCGCCAACUGGGCACGGACGUUUGACAUCCACUUCUACCAGCCCGACUGGAGCCCCGCCCCUCUGCCGGCCAACCGGACCCUGAAGGCCAGCCUCACGGCGGGCCGCCAGUCGUGAUGGAAACUAGGGACUCUGAGGGAAUAAGCGGUCUUAUCGAGUCAACAACACGACAACUUCUGUUCCAACGCUCCAUCAACUGAAGGCGUUUCAAAGUCACUCGGUGACUCUUUUUUUCCCCUGACAAACAACCCAGAGAAGGUAAAGUUACACGAGGUUGGAGCAUCCUCAUCUUACAGUCACUCGGGAGAGCUUGCACUGUCAAUCACUGUGGGUGUUUGUGAGAGAACCAGAGUGUGCAUCAAGCACUGAGAGCCAGUUCAAUUUAAAGUUAAACUUCAGACGUUCUGCAGUUACCAAAGAUGAAGAAGAGGCGGUGCCACACAAGCAAAAAAAAUAAAAAUAAAAAAUUGUCAAAAACGUCCACAACAUAUUUCCCAGUCACGUUCACAACAAAAAGGUGCGUUUAGUUAGCUCAACAUGUCAUAACGUUAACACAGUGUUUUUCAACCCUUUUUUGAGCCAAGGCACAUUUCUAGCGUUGAAAAAAUCCGGAGGCACACCACCAGCAGAAAUCAUUAAAAAACUAAACUCAUUUGACAGUAAAAAGUUGUUGUCGCAAUUGUUGGAUAUGACUUUAAACCAUAACCAAGCAUGCAUCAAUAUAGCUCUUGUCUCAAAGUAGGUGUACUGUCACCACCUGUCACAUCACGCCGUAACUUAUUUGGAGUUUUUUGGUGACUUUUUCUCUUUUUUUUGGUAUUUUCCUGUAGCAGUUUCAUGUCUUCCUUUGAGCGAUAUUUCCCGCAUCUACUUUGUUUUAGCAAUCAAGAAUAUUUCAGUUGUUUUUAUCUUUCUUUGUGUCUGUCAUGUCAUGUUCGGAUGUACAUUGUGGACGCCGUCUUUGCUCCACAGUAAGUCUUUGCUGUCGUCCAGCAUUCUGUUUUUGUUUACUUUGUAGCCAGUUCAGUUUUAGUUUUGUUCUGCAUAGCCUUCCCUAAGCUUCAAUGCCUUUUCUUAGGGGCACUCACCUUUUAUUUAUUUUUAGUUUAAGCAUUAGACACCUUUUUACCUGCACACUGCCUCCCGCUGCCACCUACUGAUAUGGAAGAGUAUUACACGGUUACUCUGCCGAGCUCUAGACAACACCGACACUCAACAACAACACUUCAUUUGCAGACUAUAAUUACCGGUUUGCAAAAAAUAUUUUUAACCCAAAUAGGUGAAAUUAGAUCAUUUCCCACGGCACACCAGACUGUAUGUCACGGCACACUAGUGUGCCGCGGCACAGUGGUUGAAAAACACUGCGUUAACAAACACACACCUGCUAAUGGCAACACCUUAAUGAGUCUGAUUAAAGUCAGAACACAUAGGAAGUGAAAUGACUCCUGCAUGUAUUUUAUGUAACGUUACAUUUAGAGCGGGGGUGUCUAACUCACUUAGACUGCGGGUCAAAAAAUGUAUAGAUUGCUGCCAUAUUUCAUGUGCACACAAGUACGGCAGUCGGGAUGUCGGGUAGACAAAGACAAUUUCUGGGAGUUUUCCGCAGAAUCCUCAAGAGUUUGAAUUGCGUGUGAAGAGCAAGUGUUUCCCUUAAUGUCUUGUUGUUGUUACAAUGAUCACUUUUGAUUCAUGCAUUUUUAAAGGGGACCUAUGAUUAUUUUAAUCUACAUUUAAAUUUUGGUCUAUAGGCCCUUGUUCACACUGCAGGUCAAUUCCAAUUUAUUUACCCACCUGUAUCGGAUUUUUGGGACAAUGCAAUUCCGAAUUUUUCAUAUCCGACCCAGGCCUGUUUCAUAUGUGGAUAUAAAUCGGAUACAUACCGUAUUUUUCGGACUAUAAGUCGCACCGGAGUAUAAGUCGCACCGGCCGAAAAUGCAUAAUAAAGAAGGAAAAAAACAUAUAUAAGUCGCACUGGAGUACAAGUCGCAUUUUUUGGGGAAAUUUAUUUGAUAAAACCCAACACCAAGAAUAGACAUUUGAAAGGCAAUUUAAAAUAAAUAAAGAAUAGUGAACAACAGGCUGAAUAAGUGUACGUUAUAUGAGGCAUAAAUAACCAACUGGUAUGUUAACGUAACAUAUUAUGGUAAGAGUCAUUCAAAUAACUAUAACAUAUAGAACAUGCUAUACGUUUACCAAACAAUCUGUCACUCCUAAUCGCUAAAUCCCAUGAAAUCUUAUACGUCUAGUCUCUUACGUGAAUGAGCUAAAUAAUAUUUGAUAUUUUACGCUAAUGUGUUAAUAAUUUCACACAUAAGUCGCUCCUGAGUAUAAGUCGCACCCCCGGCCAAACUAUGAAAAAAACUGUGUCUUAUAGUCCGAAAAAUACGGUAUGCCAUGCCUUCUUAAUGUGAACUUUGCCGUGCUCAGGUGGCAUUCAUCCGACCAGAACGUCAUCAAAAAGCGACAAGUGUCAUAAUUAUUCACCAAAAUAGACUGUUACAAAGUAAAUAGUUGACAUUGGAGCAGAAAACGGGUGAAAAUAAAGUUUUAAGAAUGCACAUGAAAGUUCCACCAAUCCAGUCUCCCACAGACACGCCCUUUAAGCAGACAUUGAAGCAAAUUAUCCCGUAAAACUGCUACAGUUGUCCUCUUCUUUCUUUUAAGCAUAGUAACUUAGUUCAGAAAUAUGUUGAGUUUGAUUGCACAAAAUCCUUGAAAUUGCCACAAAUGCGCCAGUACUGAGAUCGACUAGAGCAGGGGUCGGCAACCCAAAAUGUUGAAAGAGCCAUAUUGGACCAACAAUACAAAAAACUAAUCUGUCUGGAGCCGCAAAAAAUGAAAAGCUGUAAAUAAGUAUGAUAAUGAAGACAACACAUGAUGUUACGUCUAUAUUAGCUAUAAUAGCCUACUAUCAAAAUGACUAUGUGUCGGAGGCUGACACAAAUCUUUGUUGACAGAAAUAUUGGUAAUGUAAUAUUUAUUCUACACAUUUUUACAACAUUGAAUCCAUCAUUAGUAAAAUGAAGGAUUCUCAGAGGGUGAGAUAACUCCUGGAAAUGACUGGCUUAGAAUGGCCAAUGGUAUAGAUGUGUGUGUCCAAGUUAAAGGAAACGGCAGGCUGUCUUCUUCUAAUGGAUUUGUUACAAUCUUUGCAAGCUGGGCAACGUUUGCUGUGGUCUGGAACAACAGCUAUCAAAAAUGCAGCCAAUAUUACAUACAGAUAGUGUCAUGCGACAUGCAAAUAUAAAUUGAAUUAAGAGGACUCAAAGGAAAUUAAAUGAGCUCAAAUAUACCUACACGCGAGGCAUAAUGAUGCAAUAUGUACAUACAACUAGACUAAAUAGCAUGUUAGCUUGCAGUCAUGCACUGACCAAUUACUGUAUGCCUGAUUACUUCAUCAACAAAGCUCACCUUUGUUUAUUCACGCACAGCAAUAAAAGUUUGGUGGACAAAAUGAGACAAAAAAGGGGUGGCAUAAAACACGUCUUAGAAAGUCGGGAGAAAGGUGUACAUGUAAACAAACUACGGUGAGUUCAAGGACCGCCAAAAUUAGUAGGACAAAACGGCGCUCGCCAAAUAAUCUCUAAUCAGUGAAGCAUGUUUAAUAUAAAUAGUGUGAUUUAUAACAAUUAGGAAGGUUUGUGUCAUGUUUGUCCUCCUACAGAAAAUAUAUUAAAACACAAAAUAUUAUUUUACCCUCAUCUUUUUCAAUUUUUCAUACAUUUUUGAAAAAUCUCCAGAGAGCCACUUGGUAGGCGCUAAAGAGCCGCGGGUUGCCGACCCCUGGACGAGAGCUAAAGCCAUUUUUACUUCCAUAAACAGUACAGUGCGUGCAACAUCAUGACGUCAUGUCUGCAUGCGGGUCGGAUUGCAUUAGAAAUCACAUUUUUUUGGUAUUGUGAAGGGGCCACUAAAAAAAUCAGAAUUGGACAUCUGACCCUGCAGAGUGAACGUAACCUAAAUGAUAUGUCUUGGAUAGGUUUUGGUGUAGAUGUUGUGCUCCACGGUCAGAUUUAUAAUCCAUUUUUUGAGUAGAGUAUGUCUGCAAGAUGUUUGAUUGUAGCUGUGGUCCCAGGUUGCAAAUGAAACCCCGCCCCACCUUUAUCAAAAGUAUCAGAAUCGGUUAUUAUUGGCCAAGUAUGUUAGGGAUUUGACUCGGUAAGCAUCAUUUAUAUUUUCAAAAUGUACACUGUUUAGAAAUAUAUCUUGAAGUCAAUGUAAAAAGAAUUUCCAGACAGUGUUGAAAAUAAACGUCCUAAACGUUAUAUGGAAUUGCACAGUCACAUCAUUAGGUACACCUGCACACUCUCCAAUCGAUUCAGAGUUGCAUUUUAACAAGUUGCUUUUAGCAGCAUUUGACUGAUGUCAUUGUGGCUUGUGCAGCCCUUUGAGGCACCUGUUGUUAAGGGCUAUAUAAAUGAACUUUGAUUGAUUAGUUGAUUGAUUUGUCACUGCAUGUCACACGUCAGUGUUAUGUGCAUGCCAAGAUAAAAUUUAAAAAAACAACGUUAUCCUAACUUUUUUGUGUUACCUCAAACCCUUUUUUCAAACUCAAAACUAUUUUCUCCUUGGUGGCUAAUCCAAUUUUGUAGUGGCCCAAUAAACAUGGAAGUAAUUAUUCUAUUGACACAGAGCAGGCGGGAGAGCAUGAAAGGAGAAGGAUACAGAAGCUGCAGAGUCUCAGUUAGUCAGCUCAUCAGAGGAGGAGGCUUGCAGAGACAAUAUGUCCAAGAAUGAGUACAUGAGUACAUCAGUCCAUGUGUGAUGUCACAGAUUCCACACUAUGUAAAAAAACAUUCCAAAACCCAGUGAACACAGGCAUCCAAAACUGCAUGUAAGCUCACGGCCAAAUGCAUGAACUUUAUGGUUUAAUGCUUUAGCUUUGUUUAACACGGCUAUCCAACAUUGUAACAACAUUUAUAAGUCAGAAAAGAGGAAAAUCAUUGCAGGUCUCCUUUAAUGUGUUACUUUGUACUGACAUUGUUUAAUAGUUAAAGUGGUAACGCUUUUAGUCGUGUGCAAUUAAACUAUUGAUACUUUAGGUCAGGGGUCCCCAAACUACGGCCCGCGGGAAGUCUCAAGUUAAAAAAAUAAUAAAAUCUGUCCUUUCUAAUCCAUUUUCUACCGCUUGUUACUCUCGAUGUCUCCUAGCCAAUCAGGCAUAUCAUAUUGUCUAAAAAUGCAUUUCCCCAUCGAUAACGUGACAUCAUCGCGCUCUGUAUAUAUAUUUAUGUAUA